Entrophospora candida is the source of this 303-nucleotide messenger RNA. The record is from the annotation of a GenBank genome assembly. Lineage: Eukaryota; Fungi; Glomeromycota; Glomeromycetes; Entrophosporales; Entrophosporaceae.
AUUGUUUACAUGUUUUAAGAAAAGCUGUUUUAGUUACCUUGGAUAGAUCUGAAAAACUUGAAAUUGAAACAAUUAUGAUUCAUAUUUUCCAACGUGCAUGUUUUUUUAUGUUUCAAUCAGGGUAUACAGAAAGAGCAUAUGCAUGUUGGCAGGCAAUGAUUGAACUAACUUUCUUUGGACCAGACUCUCAGAAUCCAAUUUUUUAUGAUAGAAUUGCAAAUUUAGAAAAUUUUUGGGAAUCUGAAAAACCACGUUUUGGAGAAAUUAAUGCUGAAGGCUGGGGAUCAUAUAAUUAUCAACACA